Molecule: messenger RNA, 2562 nt
Organism: Poeciliopsis prolifica (blackstripe livebearer)
Lineage: Eukaryota; Metazoa; Chordata; Actinopteri; Cyprinodontiformes; Poeciliidae
Gene: tp73
Product: tumor protein p73
Exons: 12
Coding region: 229-2052 (607 amino acids)
Biological process (GO): regulation of transcription by RNA polymerase II; apoptotic process; protein tetramerization
Cellular component (GO): nucleus
Molecular function (GO): DNA-binding transcription factor activity, RNA polymerase II-specific; RNA polymerase II cis-regulatory region sequence-specific DNA binding; protein binding
Source: RefSeq, a predicted model, not a curated record
CCCCUCAUCUCAGUGUAUCAUUCCUCUCUCUCCACACCAGUCCUCACCUUUUUUUCCCCUUGUCCUGGCAGCACAUGUGCCUUGAGUGUGUGGUAGAACAUGUCCACUGAUGCACACCUUGCUUGAGGUCUGAGGUUAUAGGCUAUGCUCCUGCACUCUGCGGUGCUCUGUUGUGUUUGGACGUUUGACUGGCGGAAGAUUUGAUAAAUGAGACCAAUGCUCUAGAGGAUGUACUACGUGAAGAAGAAGUCCCAGUACAACUUGCUGAGCAGCAGCAUGGAGAGCCUGGGGAGCCGCGCCACGUCCGCCAGCCCCUACAGCUCCGAGAACACGUCUUCGUCGGCCGUGCCCACCCCUUCGCCUUACUCCCAGCCCAACUCCACCUUCGAGGGCCUGUCCCCUGCCCCGGCAAUCCCCUCCAACACCGACUAUCCGGGGCCGCAUGCCUUCCAGGUGUCCUUCCAGCAGUCCAGUACCGCCAAGUCCGCCACAUGGACCUACUCCCCUUUACUGAAGAAGCUCUACUGUCAGAUUGCCAAAACCUGCCCAAUCCAGAUCAAGGUGUCGUCCUCUCCUCCUCAUGGGAGCAUCAUCCGAGCUAUGCCAGUCUACAAAAAGGCAGAGCACGUCACAGAGGUCGUCAAACGCUGCCCCAAUCACGAACUUGGACGGGAAUUCAAUGAUGGUCAAACAGCUCCAGCCAGUCACCUGAUCAGAGUAGAGGGAAACAACCUGUGUCAGUAUGUGGAUGAUCCAGUCACUGGCAGGCAAAGUGUCUUUGUGCCCUAUGAAUCUCCGCAGGUUGGGACUGAGUUUACCACCAUCCUUUAUAAUUUCAUGUGCAACAGCAGCUGUGUGGGUGGGAUGAACAGGAGACCAAUUCUCAUCAUCAUUACUUUGGAAACCAGAGAUGGCCAGGUGUUGGGCAGACGAUCAUUUGAGGGUCGGAUAUGCGCAUGUCCUGGUAGAGACCGCAAAGCAGAUGAGGACCACUUCAGGGAGCAACAGGCCCUGAAUGACAACGUGGCCAAAAACGGAAGUGCCAACAAGCGCAAUUUUAAACAGAGUCCACCAAAUAUUUCCAGUCCACAUAUCAACAUACGGAAAAGACGGCAUGGAGAGGAAGAGAUUUACUAUAUUCCUGUUCGUGGGCGGGAAAAUUUUGAGCUGCUGAUGAAGAUUAAAGAUAGUUUGGAGCUGGUUGAGUUGGUACCACAGCCGCUGGUGGACUCCUACAGGCAACAAACGCAACAACAGCUGCUGCAGAGACCGAACCAUAUAGCAUCCCCCUCCUCUUAUUCUCCGUUGUCCAACAUGAACAAGAUGCAUUCACACAGCGGCCUUGGAAAGACACAGUCCCUCAACCAGAUGGUGGGGCACCAACCUCAGCAGCAUCCCAACGCCAACCCCACCAUUGCUCACAUGGGUCCGAGCAUGCUCAACAGUAACCACAUGCAGGGUAACGGUGACAUGAACAGUGGCCACAGCAGUCAGAAUAUAGUGUCUGCUUCCCACUGCAGCCCACCACCUUAUAACCCUGACCCCAGCCUUGUCAGUUUUCUCACCAGUCUGGGUUGUCAGAACUUCAUUGAGUACUUCACCUCACAAGGCCUCCAGUCUGUCUACCAUCUCCAAACCCUUACAAUGGAGGAUUUAGGUGCUCUGAAGAUACCCGAGCAGUCUCGCCAUGCAAUCUGGCGAGGUCUGCAGGACAUGAAACAAGGAGCUGUUCAUCAACUUCCCAACUCCACCCAUCACCACGAAUACCACGGCCAGCAGCUGCUUCGCUCCAGCAGCAACAUGGCAGCCUCGGCGAUGGCAGCUAUCGGGGCGGCAGGCGGGGAGCUGCAACGUCAGCGGGUCAUGGAGGCUGUGCACUUUCGUGUCCGCCACACCAUCACAAUCCCCAAUAGGCCUGGCGUUGUGGGGCCAUCUGGGAUGACCCCAGCUCCUGAUGAAUGGGCUGACUUUGGUUUUGACAUGCCUGACUGCAAAGAGUCCCGAAGCAAGCAUUCCAUCAAGGAGGAAUUCAUGGAGAGCGAUGUUCACUGAGACUGCACUUUUUUUUAUUUUUUUAUUUUUUUUUACAUCAACAUAAUUAAUUGCUUGUUUAUCUGCUCCAUCAGGAUGUCUGGUGGGUUCCGAUCUGUCCCAAAGAAUUAACUUCCAUUUGAAUUGUUGGAUUAUUCUCAGUAGCUUUAAAAAAUAUUUUCCUCGCCAGGAUAACAUACACAAUUCCACACAUGCAAAAUAAAUUACAAAUAUAACCAUGACUUUUUAAACUUUGAACCUACAACAAUUUUUUUCAUUCAUAAUGUUCACAUGCAGAAAGCCAGCCACCAGUUUGCGAGUUUUACGGGGUAUCUUUGUUUGUUUGCAUAUAAUUUCUUCUCAACUAAAUUAUUUAUUUUAUUUUCAGUUUUUUUCCUAACUUGUACAAAUGUAUAUAGAGUAUGUUGUAAAUGUUUUGGAAUAGAUGUGGUUAAAAGUAUUUAGAUUCUAAAUGAUGCUGUAUGAACCAAAUGUUUAGGACUGAAUAGUAAAACAAUGCGAUGGCUACAA